AUCAGCCCAUCCUCGCUAUUCCCAUUCUCGUCCCCAAACAUCAUCCACCGUUCUUUCUAGAGGCCAAUCCCAUUUCAAUCGACCCAAAAUGUCUGCCUUCAUGUCUUCUCUCCGUCCCGCCCUCCGCGCCUCUUCCGGUGCCGCCUUGUCCGCGCGUUCGUUCAGCUCUUCCUCGUCGCGUUCCGUUGCGCGUUUGAUGAUCACCGGUCGUCUUGCAGCCCAGCCCGAGCUGCAGGCCACCUCGUCUGGCCAGGAGGUCGUCAAGUACACGGUAGCAUCAAGCCACGGCCCCAAGGAUAGGCGUCAGACGAGCUGGUUCAAGGUUUCGGCUUUUGUUGAAGGAAACCAGCGCGAGUACAUCACCAACUUGCAGCAGGGAACUCUCGUGUUUGUUGAGGGAGACGCAAGCAUCCGCCAGUGGGAAGACGCAGAAGGCAAGAGGCAGUCGGCCUUGAGCAUUGUCCAACGUGCUGUCGAGGUUCUUAAGCGUCCCUACUCCGAAACUUCCGCCGAACAUGACAACAACAACUAAGAUACGUUAAUAUUAUAAGGAUGGGAUAACAAGCCUGGUAGGACGAUGUGUCGUGCUGGCUGCCACGUUGUCUUGAGGACAGUCAGGCUGCCUCACUCCGUUUUACUUGGCUCCACUAUGUAUUCAUAAUCUCCGAUUUUCAGCCCCAGGCUUUGACUUGUCGGUGAACCCAGAUGACGAUCAGCCACCUCUUGUUUUGUUUCUUUUCUGGGUCAUAGGAAUCAUGCCUUGUCCUCGUGUAAGAUAUAUCCUCAUAUCAUCAUAUGACAUCCCGCUCUCGGCGUGACCGACGUGUGUGGCUCGUGCUGCUAUAAAUAGCUCAAUUGGACAGGUCUACUAUGUCCCUACGGACUGGCCCAGCACUGCAGGAUGUAGUUGACUCGUACGUCCCGAUACCGUUGUGCUGCAUUCUCUCGAGAUGAUAUAACUUGA
Molecule: messenger RNA, 964 nt
Organism: Aspergillus sclerotioniger CBS 115572
Lineage: Eukaryota; Fungi; Ascomycota; Eurotiomycetes; Eurotiales; Aspergillaceae
Product: single-stranded DNA-binding protein
Exons: 3
Coding region: 89-532 (147 amino acids)
Biological process (GO): positive regulation of helicase activity; mitochondrial DNA replication
Cellular component (GO): mitochondrial nucleoid
Molecular function (GO): single-stranded DNA binding
Source: RefSeq, a predicted model, not a curated record